This is a messenger RNA of Oncorhynchus nerka (sockeye salmon), 897 nucleotides long. RefSeq lists its product as uncharacterized. The transcript has a single exon. The record is from RefSeq and is a predicted model, not a curated record. NCBI's taxonomy places the organism in Eukaryota, Metazoa, Chordata, Actinopteri, Salmoniformes, Salmonidae. Bases 1 to 897 code for a protein of 298 amino acids.
AUGAAAGAUAUCAACGAGACCUCUGGUCCACUCCACUAUAAAAACAGAGAACACCCUCCUACCAACCAGGGAACACCCUCCUACCAACCAGGGAACACCGUCCUACCAACCAGGGAACACCCUCCUACCAACCAGGAACACCCUCCUACCAACCAGGGAACACCCUCCUACCAACCAGGGAACACCCUCCUACCAACCAGGGAACACCGUCCUACCAACCAGGGAACACCCUCCUACCAACCAGGAAACACCCUCCUACCAACCAGGGAACACCCUCCUACCAACCAGGGAACACCCUCCUACCAACCAGGAAACACCCUCCUACCAACCAGGGAACACCCUCCUACCAACCAGAGAACACCCUCCUACCAACCAGGGAACACCCUCCUACCAACCAGGGAACACCCUCCUACCAACCAGGGAACACCCUCCUCAGGGAACACCCUCCUACCAACAAGGGAACACCCUCCUACCAACCAGGGAGUGUUCCUCCUACCAACCAGGGAACACCCUCCUACCAACCAGGGAACACCCUCCUACCAACCAGGGAACACCCUCCUACCAACCAGGGAACACCCUUCUACCAACCAGGGAACAACAUCCUACCAACCAGGGAACACCCUCCUACCAACCAGAGAACACCCUCCUACCAACCAGGGAACACCCUCCUACCAACCAGGGAACACCCUCCUACCAACCAGGGAACAACAUCCUACCAACCAGGGAACACCCUCCUACCAACCAGAGAACACCCUCCUACCAACCGGGGAACACCCUCCUACCAACCAGGGAACACCCUCCUACCAACCAGGGAACACCCUCCUACCAACCAGGGAACACAGUCCUACCAACCAGGAAGCACCUAUAGCUAUGACAGAGAACGGGCCUUUGGAUUAG